CAUAGGUCGUUUCAAUGGACAGUGUCCCAUUAUGCGUGCGAGGCUCACGAAAAUACGCGACUGCGCGUAAAACUGUGCACGCGCAAGCAAUCAAAAGAGGGGAGAUAUCUUGUGCUAUCUCUUUCUCACGUUCAAAUCAAGAUCGGUGCUGUGAAUGAGAAGAUGUUUAACUUUAUGAAGAAGGCUACGGAGAAGGAUGACAAGGAGAAGAGGAAGCGGGAGAAGAAGGAACGAAAAGAUGUCAAAAAACGAGAUCGCAGUAGUAUGUCUGCCGAGGAAUUGCUACGUUUAGAUGAAGUUCGGAGGUCGUUGAAAAUUCCCGGUCGCCGGAAAGAGAAAGAGAAAUUACCAAGCGGUAUCACCGCUGAUUACAGUGCUUCGUUUUUUGCAUACUUGGAGCGCGAUUUGCUCGAGAACUCGCAGAAUUCGUCGAGUUCGGGGCAGAGUGUUCGCGCGGGGAAUAAUUGGUCUACAAGGAUGCCGGAUGGUUUGACGCAGAGCGACUCCUCGGAGACUUCAUUGACCUCUCUUACCAUUACGACCACCACGUGCUCGGCGGUAUCGACGAACGCUUCUGGACAGUCGGGUAAGAACCUACCACCGUUGCCACCGAAGCCUCCGAAACGGGGAAUCCUCAAGGGAUCGCGUUUGAGUAUUAGCAGCACAGCGAAUUCCCUGUCAGAAGAGAGUCAGUUACCGAACGGCAACGAAACGAAUUGCCAGGAGGCUAGCAAUUUACUGGUCAGGAACACAUUACAGAACGAGGUGAUCGCCUACCAGAACGUGUCCUCGCAUAUGCCAGGACUUGGGAUUGCCGUUAAUAAGGAGGAAGCUUGCAGCGAAGAAGAAAUGCAGACUGGACAGGGUUCGUGGCAGGUGUCGCCCCAGCGAGCAGCUCAACAGAGUCAACAGCAGCAGCAACACCAUCAUCAUCAUCAGGGCGACACCAAACUACUGCAGGUGAUAACGAGCGCCAGCCCCUCUGCAGACUCCUUAACAGACACCACAAAUUCAAGUUUCGCAACGCCACCGUUCAGCCUGUCGCCGAUAGGGGAAUCCCAGGGUUUGUCGAGGUGGAGAUCAUCGGCGUCCUUCGAAGAACAGGGAGUCGAUCUACAGUUACCGGAGAUCGUCCCACUGCAACUGCCCGAACCUCGCGAAUUAACGAUCCAGAGGCAACCACCGCCGCGAAACGAUUUCGGAUUCUCGUUACGUCGAGCUGUGAUCGUGGAACGAGCCGCUAACGGUGUCACGCAGAUGAGACCGGUGAUUUUUGCCGAGCCCGGCUCGUUGAUACAACACAACAACGAUACCGGUUUGUUGCCCGGCGACAGAUUGAUCGAGGUCAAUGGAAUCAUUGUCGAUGACAAGUCACGCGAGGAAAUCAUCGAUCUCAUCAAGGGCUCUGUCAACAGCGUCACCGUCAAGGUGCAACCGGUUGCGGAAUUGUCGGAAUUAUCGAGACGCUGUGAUAGUUACGGACGCCAGUUCGAGCUUACGGACGCAAAUAUUCGCGGUGGUACGCUUCGUCGAUCUGGUAGCCUACGGUUUCAUCAAAACCUCGUGAGUAUAUUUUGUAGCAUUGAUAUACGAGUCACUCGAGAAGCCAAAGUGCCAAAGAAGCCAAAAAGGAAGCCUAACUCCGUAAAAUGA
Messenger RNA from Habropoda laboriosa, 1653 nucleotides. Its product is annotated as histone-lysine N-methyltransferase, H3 lysine-79 specific-like. NCBI's taxonomy places the organism in Eukaryota, Metazoa, Arthropoda, Insecta, Hymenoptera, Apidae. The record is from RefSeq and is a predicted model, not a curated record. Bases 163 to 1653 code for a protein of 496 amino acids. Gene Ontology annotation, molecular function: protein binding. The transcript has 4 exons.